UGGAAAGGCGCACGCGGUUUUCCUUGCCGUACGAAGGAAGCUCCGGUUGCGAUCUGUGCAAAGCCGUUCGGGGCCGAGGAUUUCCAUUUUCCUUCGCAUUUAAGUUGGGAAAAAACAAACCUGUUGUGUAUUUCGGUAUCGUUUUGUGCGCUUUGUGUUAAAUUGUUCGUGAUGAGUGUAUAAAUCCCUCGCCCAGUGCCCGAAAGCAUGAACUAUCUAAACAAUCUAAACGUCUUCAAACGGCGUCGUAACAUCUCGUCCACCGAUUCGUCAUCGGCCGUCUCGUCUCCGGCCACACCGUUACCGGCGACUAUCGAUGGUGCCGCUAGCACGUCCGGACACGGUCCCACCGAUGGAUCCGGAACUCCGCAGCGCAAGAAGAAAAAGAAAACGAACCGUAAGCGUACUGUAUCCGUUGUUCCCAUUAGCGAGGUGACGGAAGCAUCGCUAGAGCUAUGGCGCACGCUACCGCCGAAGAUUCGUCACGAUCCGAGCAUGGUGUCCUUUCAGCAGGUGGAACUGGAGCAUGCCCGGCUGCAUGGCGACUGUCAUGAGGAUUCGUUUCCGGAAAUACAAGGACUAGAAGAGGACGGUGCCGAGGAGGACGAUGAUGAGGAGGAGGAAGAGGAAGACGAGGAGUACGAGAAUGAGUUCAUCACCAUCAACGUCACCAAUGAGGAGGGUCAAAAUAAGGAAAUAGGCCACGUGAAGGAAAAGAAAGAAAUACCGAAACCACACGUCCAUCAUUUGGCUGGACAUUACAUCGGUAACAUCACCCCACCGAAGCACGAUGAUAUCAACGAUACCGGGCAGAACAAUUUGGACGAGGACCAUCCCUUCCGGAAGUAUUCGAAAAUUAUCUGCCUAUUCAUCACUUGGCUGCUGAUUAUGUCGUUCAUGGUGGUGAAGGACGAGAAGCUAGUCGAACCGAAGCAUCUAUCGAUAUCACCCGGCAAAACGAAGGCGUACAUCUUGCCCCAUCUGCCCCAGAGCACGCGAAUCAAGGUGACGCUCGAGGGUACGUUCCUGAGCGAACCGUACAGCAACAUUACUGAGCACUAUCUUGAGGCGUAUCUGCAGAUGCUAUCCUCAACGCUGGAAAUUAACUCGACAGAAAUGUACUCAACCAGCUCAGCAAAGAACAUCAGCGACUCCUGGUACAUCCCGAUUGUGCAUCCGUACCUGUUCGAUAGUGCACCGAUCAUUAAGGAGCAACGUCUGUUCGACAUCAUCGACACCAACUACGAACAACUUCACCAACCUAAUGGGGGCUUGGUCCGAUUGAUGAUCCGCAGUAAUAUCCCUGCGAGUAUGCCGGUUGCGAUCCGAUACGAUCAAUCACCAGUGAACCGCGACGUUGGUGUCAUCUAUGCCGCGUUCGUGCUUAUCUUCCUGUACGUGUUAAUCAUCUGGGAGAUUGUGCAUCGUACGUUUGCGGCCGUGAUUGCCUCCACGUUGGCCAUAUCGAUCCUCGCUGCGCUGAAUGAUCGUCCCACGAUGGAGGAUAUUAUUGGGUGGAUUGAUGUCGAAACGAUUUUGCUACUGUUCUCGAUGAUGAUCUUGGUGGCGAUUCUGGCCGAGACAGGAAUAUUCGACUUUCUGUCCGUGUACAUCUAUAAGAUAACGAACGGCAAGAUAUGGAGUCUUAUACACUGCCUCUGUUUAUGUACGGUAUUGAUAUCUUCGUUUUUGGACAAUGUCACAACUGUACUUUUAAUGGCUCCCAUUACUAUACGACUAUGUGAAGUAAUGGACAUGAAUCCGGUACCUAUUCUGAUGGCAAUCACUGUACACGCCAACAUCGGCGGCACGACCACACCUGUCGGUGAUCCACCAAACAUCAUCAUUACUUCGAAUCAGUACAUUCUGAAACACGGCGUUACCUUCCUCACGUUUACCGCGCACAUGCUGGUCGGUGUAAUUAUCGUAGUCAUCACCACCAACAUCCAUCUGCGCAUCAUCUACAAAAACAUCAACCACCUGCGUAUGCACGAACCGAAGGAACUCAAGGAGCUGCGUCGCAAUAUAAAGGUGUGGGAGCGUGCUGCCGGUAAGAUCCCACCGUACUCCAAGGAUGCCAACAUAGUGCGCGAAACGCUCAUGAAGAAGGUGAAACUAUUGCGCCACCAGUACAAGAAAAAGAUGACGAAAGGCACCGUGCCGGAAGAUAUCUAUCGGUCCACACUGGAAGAGCUACAGCGGGAGCAUCCGAUCAAGAACCGUCCGUUGCUGAUCAAGUCCGGUAUAGUGUGCGUGUUUAUAGUGUCGCUGUUUUUCCUCGAGUCAAUUCCGGAACUGCGACGCCUCUCCUCCGGUUGGGCUGCACUGCUCGGCGUGGUACUCCUGCUGAUCAUCUCGGACAAGAACGAUAUGGAUGCCGUUCUGUCGCGGGUAGAGUGGCCAACGUUACUCUUCUUUGCCGCCAUGUUUACGCUGAUGGAAGCGGUCGAGCGGAUGGGUUUGAUCGAUUGGAUAGGACAUGCGACGGAAACGAUCAUUCUAUCCGUGUCGGAAGAUCUUCGCCUUGCUGUGGCGAUCAUUAUAAUACUCUGGAUCUCGGCCCUAACGUCCGCGUUCGUCGACAGUAUACCGGUGACUGCCAUGAUGGUGAAGAUUGUGGUCGCGUUAUCGGAAAAGGCGUACCUGGGGUUGCCACUCCAGCCGAUGGUUUGGGCGUUGGCAUUCGGACCGUGUCUCGGCGGUAAUGGCACGUUGGUCGGUGCGUCUGCAAACGUUAUAUGCGCCGGUAUUGCGGAACAGCAUGGCUAUCGAUUCAGCUUUAUGGAUUACUUCAAACUUGGAUUCCCGAUCAUGCUGGUCAGCGUGCUGGUCACUACCGGGUACCUGAUAAUGGCUCACGUUGUCUUCGCCUGGCACUAGAUCCGAAACGGAUCUAGAUACAUCCUAGCUUGUAAGAACCCGAUCAUGAACGAUCGUACGCCACUAUCCUAAGUUACUUUGUUGUCCAGUUGUUGUCUAACUGUUGUGUCUUUAAAUACCUUUCUGAAAGAAAACCCAGCCAAAUCCAUGCUUUACAAAAGCAUGGCUUACAUCAGCACGUUACAACACGCGUCGCCCGUUCGUUGUCGUGCAUUUUAAUAGAGAAAAAUGGCGUAGAUUUCCGUGUUCUGAAAAAACCGCAACCAUUUUGGAAUUGAGAUACAGAACGAAAGAUUGUUGUUUAAAGAGAAAAAAAAAACAUUUGUUUUCGUUUUUUUGUUGGACCUCGAUAAGAAAUGUGAGAACACAUUUUUAGUAGACGCAAAUAAAGACGAAAGACACGUUAGUUCAGUGAGAUAUUUUUAGACGGCGUUCAAAAAUCUGCGUUACAUUAUUAUUGCCAUGUGUACGCGAAAACAGUUAAAGUUGAUCG
This is a messenger RNA of Anopheles moucheti, 3373 nucleotides long. Its product is annotated as P protein-like. The record is from RefSeq and is a predicted model, not a curated record. Gene Ontology annotation, biological process: transmembrane transport. Lineage: Eukaryota; Metazoa; Arthropoda; Insecta; Diptera; Culicidae. Gene Ontology annotation, cellular component: membrane. The coding region runs from base 208 to 2880 and encodes 890 amino acids. The transcript is spliced from 9 exons.